UUGGGCUCAUGAGGCAAUAUGGGCAGAAUGCCAGUCAGGCUGAACAAGCCAGACCAAACAUAGAUGAAGAGGGAGGGUAAGAAACAACAGCCCUAGUCCUGAGCCCUAUGCACACUAUUUCUGGGGGGUAGGAAUGUUACAGAGCUCUCAGGGUGGGAAAAGGAAUAGAUCCCUGUCCUUUUGCGAGCAUGUUCCAACUGGCUCGAGGCAGAUCUCCUUUUGUCUAACCAGAAGGAACAACAGCCUUAGGUUCACAGCAGCAGGACACAUGGAUCUGUGCCUUUAGUGUCACACAUGCAGUUCUCAAAAAGCCUGGUGUACCCCAUUCUGGUGGUGAUGAACUGAUAAGAAUUGAUGCCCCAGUCCCACGAGAGGUGGCACUGACUGUGCUCAGCCCAUGGGGUUCUGAAUAGCUAUGGCCUGCUUCGUGCACAGAGUCAGGCAGGUUUCUAUCCAGAGCAUUCGGGCAGUGGGAGGGGCACUGGCUAGGCCCAUCCUUGUCUUUCCUGGCACUUGUCAGGCCCCACCCAGAGGAAGUUCCUGGAGCCAGGUCCUCCCUAGAGCUUCUCAUCUCUACCACAGCACGGAGAUAAAGGGCCUAUCUGUGGCACAGGAGGGAGGGACUGAGACUUCGUGAUCACUGCAGGUCUAUGAAGGGCGGAUGGAGUUAGAGAAGGUGCCUCAUGACUAGGAUGUAGCCCCGCAGCACAGUAUUUGCUGGGUAAGAAAGAUCCCAGAGUCCGUUCCCCAGUAGCACAAAAAUGAAAACCAAACUAAAGUACAGCAAAUUCAGAGAAGGCACUGCUACUUUACAGGGAGGGAGUUCAAUGUUUGGCAGCUGUGGCUCAGUUCCUGAGGAUCUGUUUGGGAAGAAGGGCAGCAGCCGGAGCCUAAGUGACUAAGGAGGACCCGGGGGAGUUUCGGAAGGACCUGGCCUUCUACACCGGGCAGCUAUAGGCAGCCAGGCCUCUCACUCUCAGAGGCAGAGAGCACAUGACCUUCAGGGUAGUUUUAGACCCGCACUGUGCCAGGCAGGAGUGCUGGGAGUGACCAGUGUCACACACUACAGCAGAAGGAACCACCUGCCAGGUGGAGACCAGGGCCAAGGUGGCAAUCAUAAAAGACACACACCCACAGUCACCUGCCCCGAUCCCUCAGGAAGAGCCAGUUUGGACGCACUGGCACAGGCUGUCCUUGUUCUUCUCACUCACAGGACAGAUGUAGGGGAGGAGGCGCUUAUGUUCAACAGACACCGACCCAAACUCUGUUGAGAACUUUGCCUAGCCUCUCUCAGGAGCCCUAGACAGUCACCACUCGCACACAGGCCUUUUCUGGUUUACAAGAGAACAACAGGUCCAGGCCAGGAGGGGAGGAGUUGGUCGAGCCAGUUCUAGAACUCCUGCUCCCAUCUGGAUAAGUGAGGCCUCCAGGGAAUACAGGGUGGUCCUUUCCUGCUUACAGGACAGUGACAUGAGUGAAGACAUUGGCCUAGGAGGAGAAGGGAAAUGGUUUCUUGGGACUCAGCUUCACAUCCGGCAAGCCACCAUCCCUUCCUCAGCUUUUACUCCAGCUGAUUCCAGUUAGAGUCCUCAAGAACCUGUUCUUGGUCUGAUUCUCCCCCACACAGAACCCUCAGAACAGCAGGAGCCCUACCAACAUGGCAGUCACAGACUUUGUGGAGGAGAUUCGCUCUGUGGGGGAGAGGCUGCUGCUGAAACUGAAAGAACUUCCCCAGGCAGAGCCCGUGGAGCUUGUGGCCUUCUCCAUCAUCGUUCUUUUCACAGCUACUGUUCUGGUGCUGCUGCUGAUAGCCUGCAGUUGGUGCUGUGCUCACUGCUGCUGCUCUGAGGGGAGAGACCGCAAGAUCCCGGUGAGGCCCAGAAAGCCCAGAUGAGGGACAACAGCAAGAAGCCUGAAAAGAAGCUGGACAAGAGCCUGCCAGUGUUGUGACAGGCUACCAUCAUGGCCACUUUCCUCCUCCAGACAGAGGUCACCUAGCCCCAGGUCUGACUCUGCCAGGUACAGGACAGACACCUGGAGCCUUAUCAAAGAAACAAGUGUUGCUCAAUGCUGGUGGACACAGGGCUUAGCUGGAGCAGACUGCUUCACACUCAGACCAUCACCUGGGUCUUCUGCUAAGCUGACCCUUUCUAAGGGCCCCAUACUUCACAGCUCAGGCUUGUCGGGAGCUGGCUCUUGGCGCUCGCUGACUUAUGCCAAAGAGAAAGAAGCUAAUCAGGGACUUUGUGCAAUUUAGUAGACUUCCCAGCCUCCUGCUGAGGGGAGGAACGUGUCAGUAUACUAGUGGAAAUUUGUCUGCUUAUUUCCAAGUAAACACUUUCUGGUUUUGUGUUUAUGA
Molecule: messenger RNA, 2359 nt
Organism: Rattus rattus (black rat)
Lineage: Eukaryota; Metazoa; Chordata; Mammalia; Rodentia; Muridae
Gene: Smim5
Product: small integral membrane protein 5
Exons: 3
Coding region: 1658-1894 (78 amino acids)
Source: RefSeq, a predicted model, not a curated record